AUGACUCUCAUAUCGGCCAAGGAAGUUGCUAAACAUAAUACGCGCCAGGAUUGUUGGGUUAUUAUACAUGGAAAAGUAUAUGAUGUGACCAAGUUUCUUCCGGAACAUCCUGGUGGGGUAAAAGUGAUCCUUGAUCAAGCUGGUAAAGAUGCAACAGCUGCUUUCGAUCCAAUCCAUCCACAAGACAUAAUUAAAAUGUACUUGCCUCCUGAGGCUUUCCUCGGUGAGAUUGACCCUGCUACUAUUGUUAAACAUACUAAAAAGGAAACAGAAGAGGAAAAACGACGUCAACAACUUAUUAAAAAUAAACCAGCUUUAAGUGAAAUGUUAAAUUUAUAUGAUUUUGAAGCUGUAGCUUCUCAAGUUUUAACUCCUGAAGCAUGGGCAUAUUAUAGUUCUGGUGCAGAUGAUGAAAUUACUCUUCGAGAAAAUCAUAAUGCUUUUCAACGUAUUUGGUUUAGACCUAGAGUAAUGAUAGAUGUAACUCAUAUUAAUAUGAGUACAAAAAUUUUAGGUUAUAAUUCUUCUUUUCCAUUAUAUAUAACAGCUACAGCAUUAGGAAAACUUGGUCAUCCUGAAGGUGAAGUAGUUUUAACUCGAGCUGCAUAUUCACAUGAAAUUAUUCAAAUGGUACCUACACUUUCAUCAUGUUCAAUGGAUGAUAUAUCAAAUUCUCGUGGAAAAGGACAAAUUUUAUUUUUUCAAUUAUAUGUAAAUAGGAAUAAAGAUAUAACAAAAAAUGUUGUUCAAUCUGCUGAAGCUAAAGGUUGUAAAGCACUUUUUAUUACUGUUGAUGCACCACAAUUGGGUCGUCGUGAAAAAGAUAUGCGUAUGAAAUUCGUUAAUGCACCACCAGAAGUUCAGGAUGAAAAAGAUUUAAAUCGUGAUCAAGGUGCUGCACGAGCCAUUUCUUCUUUUAUUGAUACAAGUUUAAAUUGGAAUGAUUUAAAAUGGUUUAGAUCUAUUACAUCUAUGCCUAUUGUUCUCAAAGGAAUUCAAACUCUCGAAGAUGCUAUACUUGCAGUAGAGUAUGGAUGCGAUGGCAUAGUACUAUCAAAUCACGGAGGUCGUCAACUUGAUUUGUCUCGUUCCGGCAUAGAAAUACUUCCUGAAGUUGUUGAAGGUUUAAAGAAACGAGGUUUAUUAAAUAAAGUUGAAAUAUACGUAGAUGGAGGAAUCCGUCGUGGAACUGACAUUCUUAAAGCAAUUGCUUUGGGCGCAAAAGCUGUUGGAAUUGGGAGACCAUUACUUUAUGCUAUGUCUUCUUAUGGGCAAGCUGGUGUUGAACGUGCUUUACAAUUAUUAAAAGAUGAAGUGGCAAUUGGUAUGCGUCUAUUAGGUGCCAAUACACUCGCUGAUAUUAAACCUGAAAUGGUUGAUAUUAAAGAUUUAACAACUCAUAUAUAUACACCAAAAGAUUAUUUAAAUUCAAGUGUGUAUAAUAGGCUUGCUCUUAAGCGAAGCAAGUUAUAA
Scutellospora calospora is the source of this 1473-nucleotide messenger RNA. NCBI's taxonomy places the organism in Eukaryota, Fungi, Glomeromycota, Glomeromycetes, Diversisporales, Gigasporaceae. The record is from the annotation of a GenBank genome assembly.